AUGGUCCUGGAAGGGCUGGUGGGGCGCAGGGAUGUCCUCCCGAAUGCUGAAGUUCCCCCAACCCUGACCCUGACCCCACGGAGCAGAGGUCUGAGGAACCUGUCCUACGCCGACCUCAUCACCAAAGCCAUCGAGAGCGCCCCGGACAAGCGGCUCACGCUCUCGCAGAUCUACGACUGGAUGGUCCGUUACAUGCCCUACUUCAAGGAUAAAGGCGACAGCAACAGCUCGGCCGGCUGGAAGAACUCCAUCCGGCACAACCUGUCGCUGCACACCCGUUUCAUCCGCGUGCAGAACGAGGGCACCGGCAAGAGCUCGUGGUGGAUGCUGAACCCCGAGGGCAGAAAGACGGGCAAGACCCCGCGGCGCAGGGCCACGUCCAUGGACAACGGGGCCAAGUUCCUGUGCAUCAAAGGCAAGGCAAGCAAGAAGCAGCAGCUGCAGGCACCUGAGCGAAGCCCCGACGACAGCCCCCCUAGCGCACCAGCCCCGGGGCCCUUGCCUGCCGCGGCCAAGUGGGCCACCAGCCCGGCCUCACACGCCAGCGACGACUAUGAGGCGCGGGCCGACUUCCGCGGUGGCGGGAGACCCCUGCUAGGGGAGGCGGCCGAAUUGGAGGACGACGAGGCCCUGGAGGCCCUGGCGCCAUCGUCGCCGCUCAUGUACCCGAGCCCGGCGAGCGCGCUGUCGCCCGCGCUGGGUGCGCGCUGCCCGGGGGAGCUGCCCCGCCUGGCCGAGCUGGGAGGCCCGCUGGGUCUGCACGGCGGCGGCGGCGGCGCGGGGCUGCCCGAGGCCCUGCUGGACGGCGCGCAGGACGCGUACGGGCCGCGGGCCCGCGCCGGGACGCCCGCCUACUUCGGGGGCUGCAAGAGCGGUGCUUACGGCGGGGGCGGGGGCGGGGGCUUCGGGCCGCCGGCGUUGGGCGCGCUGCGCCGCCUGCCCAUGCAGACCAUCCAGGAGAACAAGCAGGCCAGCUUCGCGCCGGCGGCCGCGCCCUUCCGCCCCGGGGCGCUGUCCGCGCUGCUGCCGCCGCCGCCGCCCGCGCCCAGGCCCGGCCCGGUGCUGGGAGCGCCCGGGGAGCUGGCGCUGGCGGGCGCGCCCGCCGCCUACCCGGGCAAGGGGGCGGCCCCAUACGCGCCGCCUGUGCCCUCGCGCAGUGCCUUAGCCCACCCCAUCAGCCUUAUGACGCUGCCCGGCGAGGCGGGCGCCCCGGGCCUGGCGCCGCCGGGCCAUGCGGCCGCCUUCGGGGCCCCGCGCGGCGGCCUCCUGCUGGACGCGCUGCCCGGGCCGUACGCGGCCGCCGCUGCCCGGCCGCUGGGUGCCGCGCCCGACCGCUUCCCGGCCGACCUGGACCUCGACAUGUUCAGCGGGAGCCUCGAGUGCGACGUCGAGUCCAUCAUCCUCAACGACUUCAUGGACAGCGACGAAAUGGACUUCAACUUCGACUCGGCCCUGCCUCCGCCGCCGCCCGGCCUGGCCGGGGCCCCGCCCCCCAACCAGAGCUGGGUGCCGGGCUGAGGGCCGCUUCCCGCGCCCCGGGUGCCUGCCCCGCCCCAAGGGGCCUCUGUCUUCCCAUCCUGAUCCCCGGGACCCCACCCCCGAUUCCAGCUCCGCGGGAGGAUCCAGGAGGCAGCCCCAGCCCAGCUAGAGACAUCCCUCAGAAGUUGACCGCUGAAGGAAGU
Messenger RNA from Diceros bicornis minor, 1682 nucleotides. Its product is annotated as forkhead box protein O6-like. Gene Ontology annotation, molecular function: RNA polymerase II cis-regulatory region sequence-specific DNA binding; DNA-binding transcription factor activity, RNA polymerase II-specific. Gene Ontology annotation, biological process: regulation of transcription by RNA polymerase II. NCBI's taxonomy places the organism in Eukaryota, Metazoa, Chordata, Mammalia, Perissodactyla, Rhinocerotidae. Gene Ontology annotation, cellular component: nucleus. The record is from RefSeq and is a predicted model, not a curated record.